CCUCUCUCUCUCUCUCACCCCCCCCCCCGCCGAUGACAUCCGAGCUCCAUUUCUCCUUCCCUCUCCUCCACUCUCCAAACCCACAUAAAAAAUCUCAUCCCAAUUCUUUUAAAACCCCCCAGCCCUUCAAAUCCAACAAAUUAAUCCCCAAAACUGUUCUCAAUCCCCACAUAAAUGAACCCAUCAAGCUGAGGAGGAGGAGGAGGAGGUGGAGCUUCGCGCUGGUCGAAUGUGCAAACUCCGACGGAGGAGGAGGAGGAGUAGCAAGAAGAUGGGAAUCUUGGGUUCCAAGAAAUAUUGGUGGGUUUUCGCCGGAGAGGGUUUUCAAGCUGAUCUCAGGCGCCACUUCCAGCCCUAUAUGCCAGUUCAUCGACUCUCCCAAAACUUUUCUGCACUCCCUCGACCCAAGAAUCAAACUGGCAUGGCUUUUAGUUCUUGUUAUCCUGCCAGCUAGGUCAAAUAUUUACAUGCGCCUUGGAUUAGUUUUGUACCUAAGCCUCUUGUCAGUAUGGAUUCUCCCAAGACAUGUUUGGAUGGAUCAAUUAGGAAGAGUGGCUUUCCUUUCAGGAAUCUUAUUCAUUAUGCUUGGGUUUGGUUCAGAUGGAGUACCCCCAGUUGUUCAGUUAAGAACUCCUCCCCCUUCUAUGAUGGGCUUGUCAAGUCUCCCUUCAUCAUUGGCAGGUUAUUCUUACACAAUCAUGAAGAUUGGACCAUUACAGCUUACAAGAAAAGGCUUGUCUCUAGCUAGUACCUCUGCAUGUUUAUCCUUUACCAUCUUUCAAAGUGCUAGUCUAUGCCUGGCGACAACAACCCCUGAGCAACUAGCAUCUGCGUUGCAGUGGUUCAUGGCUCCUUUGUCACUUAUUGGUGCUCCAGUUGCUGAAAUAAUUCUCACUCUACUACUUUCAUUGAGAUUCAUCAAUCUAGUUUUUGACGAGGUAAGAAAUGCGGCUUUAGGGAUUGUAGCACGUCGAAUAUGUUGGCAGCAGUUGGCAGUAACCGAAACAAUAGAUGUUUUCUUUAUGUAUAUCCGUCGGAUUUUCAAAAAUAUUUUUAGUCAUGCUGAGCAAAUCUCCAAGGCAAUGAUUGCACGAGGUUUUCUUGGUGAUAGCAAUGCGCACAAGAUUUACUUAUUUUCUGAAUCGAAGUUUGGGUUCAUAGAUUUGUUUUCCUUGUUCUGCCUCUUCAGUGUAAUAUUUGCUGCCAUUCUAUCCGAACUGGUCAUGGCCUAGCACACUGUAUCCAUAUGGCACAAGGGCUAAUUGCACAUAGACCCCCUCUAGCGUCGUUGUUUUGGACUUACUCUGUAGUUUCCUUGUUGCAGAUAGACCCCUUCCUUUAAUUCUUUUUGACUUUUUUACCCUCAGAUAAACUCACUAAUUUCACCUUGGGGUGAUAGCUGUCAAGUUUACGGAGGGUAAAAGAGAGGGGUAAAAAAUUAACCAAGGGGUCCAGCUACAUGAAUGAAACUACAGGGGGUGUAAGUUUAAAACAACGAUGGUACCACAAGGGGUGUAUGUGCAAUUAACUCUUUACAGGAGUCAUGAGCAAUUGAUUAUUCUCAGGGUUCAAAAGCAUUAACUGCACGCAAGAUUGUUACUCAAUAGCGUGGAUAUUUACAAGAUUUAUCUUAUCCAUUCUGACCUGCAAAAACUUGGGAGGGUCAUCGAAUUGAAGAAAUGAUCUUUACAAGAACCAGCUGUCUCCAUGUAGGCUUGGUUGCAUAUCAUGGUGAUCAUGGAUACUAUAAUUUGAUAUUCAUAGUAUCAUAUCAGGAUAAUUUGAUAUUUGUAGUAUCAUAUCAGGCUUAUAUUCUUUUUGAUGCAGCUUUGAAUGAAUUUCCUUCCAGAGGAAAUAGCUAGCUGAGCCUUCUACUCGGCCAAUUUGUCGAGAUGGUUGUUGUGCACGUGCACGUGCACGUGCAAACUUUGUUCAUUUGAAAAUGCGGUUUUUCUGAGGUUUUCAUGUCUGAGGUCUUUUAGGAGCCAAUUCAGGAAUCAAGUUUCAUACAUGUAAUUCGCAAAUAAGUGUUGUCCAAUAUAUGUUUCAUGAAAAAAAGAAAAAAAAAGGUGAUCAUGGUUUAAUCUUCUCGGUGUAAGAUAAUAGGGGAAUGCAAUCGGAAUACUACAAGACAGGCUCUUUCUAUGAACUGCAAUCAAGAGGCAUGUUUUUUUUUUUAAUGCUCAGACUAAGUUUAUAUUCAGUACUAUUAAGAAAGGGGUAUUAUACUGAGAACA
This is a messenger RNA of Asparagus officinalis (garden asparagus), 2237 nucleotides long. RefSeq names its product protein ABCI12, chloroplastic. Lineage: Eukaryota; Viridiplantae; Streptophyta; Magnoliopsida; Asparagales; Asparagaceae. The transcript is spliced from 8 exons. Gene Ontology annotation, cellular component: chloroplast. The record is from RefSeq and is a predicted model, not a curated record. The coding region runs from base 33 to 1232 and encodes 399 amino acids.